Molecule: messenger RNA, 959 nt
Organism: Rhincodon typus (whale shark)
Lineage: Eukaryota; Metazoa; Chordata; Chondrichthyes; Orectolobiformes; Rhincodontidae
Product: cysteine-rich and transmembrane domain-containing protein 1
Exons: 3
Coding region: 173-490 (105 amino acids)
Cellular component (GO): extracellular exosome
Source: RefSeq, a predicted model, not a curated record
GGGCGCGCCUGCGCAUUCCGCCUGGCCUGGAUCAUGUGAUCCGGGGCUGGCCGCAUUACGUCAGAGGGAAGUGGUGAAUGUAACGAAGCAGCAGCUGCGGGACAGCACGACAGGUGGAGCGGAGACAAAGCGGAACGCACAGUCACAGAGGUGCUCCAGUUUAGCAUCACUCAUGAACGAGAACCCGCCACCUUAUCCUGGGCCAGGCCCAGCUGGUGCAUAUCCACCUUAUCCACAACCGCAUGGUCCGGGUCCUAAUGUUGCUUACCCAGGUUAUCCACCACCUCCAGGAGGGCAACCUGUAUAUCAAGGAUAUCCACAGUAUGGUUGGCAGAAUGCACCUCCUCAACCAGGCAUGGUUUACGCAGAUGCUCCAAAAAACACAGUUUACGUUGUAGAAGAUCGCAGAAGGGAUGACGCUGGAGAUACAUGCUUGACAGCAUGUUGGACUGCCCUCUGCUGCUGUUGCCUUUGGGAUAUGUUGACCUAAAAUCAUGGAAAUUCCCCACAUGCCAGUUUUCUGCUGCUCGACCUUCAAAUCGAAACUCAAAUACCAACUUGCUUUUUUUUUAAAAAAAAAAAAUGCCUGUUAAAGAUUUCUGUUUGGUCACAAUGCCACUAGCUUAGCAAUUAAAUAACUGGAUGGCAAGUUCUGUAAGUGUGGUGCAAUGUUUUACGAUGGCUUGCCCAAAUAAUGAGCAAAUGUUAAUUUAUGCAGAACCUUUUUUUAAACAAGCUAAAUGUUCCAAAGGAUUCACUUUGAUACUGAUGACAAUAGGUGUAACGACUUUUGUUUCUGACGUGUAAAAUGGAUCCUAUAUUGUGGAACUUGAAUUGCUAGAAAUGGAGAAAGUUUAAAAAUUACUGCAUUUUAGUUAUUAUUCUAUUGAAACUGUAUAUUCCACAUUAAAGAGAACUUUUCAAUUACUACUUAUUGAAUAAAGUGAAUUUAUGCAUCA